This is a messenger RNA of Oryzias melastigma (Indian medaka), 1939 nucleotides long. RefSeq names its product claudin 5a (gene cldn5a). Lineage: Eukaryota; Metazoa; Chordata; Actinopteri; Beloniformes; Adrianichthyidae. The coding region runs from base 644 to 1291 and encodes 215 amino acids. Gene Ontology annotation, cellular component: bicellular tight junction; plasma membrane. The record is from RefSeq and is a predicted model, not a curated record. The transcript has 2 exons. Gene Ontology annotation, biological process: bicellular tight junction assembly; cell adhesion. Gene Ontology annotation, molecular function: structural molecule activity.
CCGGAACUUACUUCCUCUAAACCGCCCGGGUCCACCUCACGGAGUCACUGACGCCAUUGUGGCUCACGGGUCCUAAAGAUACACCACCCAAACCAAUGAAGUUUGAGGACAAGCAUACAAGAACUUUACACACCUCAUCAGGGGUGUGAAAUGGCAAUGUAUGGCCCAGACACCCAGCAUUAGCUCCCAUGUCUGAAAAAUCAAUAACAAGCGCCCCGAUCCACUCUCUCAGCCGCUCAAUAAUCUUGAAACAUCCCCCAACUCCUCCUCCACACAAAAGCCCUCACCCCUCUGCAUUGUAAAUAACUGCUCAAACGCACAAUGCGCUCUGGACCGCUUUAUUCAGUCGCACAACUUCCCUGCAUUUUCAUUGGUCCCUUGAGGAUGCGGCGGCAGCGGAUUGGAGGAAAGUUUCUCCAGGAGUCCACACACCCCCCACCUCACACAUAUCCACCGUGCUGUACUACUUUUGAUUCCAGUUGUUUUCGCAUCCACGCACCGACACAGAGGGACCCGGGGCUGCUGCCUUCCAUCCUGUGGGUGAUGCACUAGUAACGGCCGCGCAUCGACUGGUGAGACUCUACCUGCUGCCCAGAGGAGAGAAAAAACAAGACCAACUUCAGACAAAACAUCAGGAGCCAAAAUGGUGUCGGCGGGAUUGGAGAUCUUGGGGCUUUCGAUGUGCGUAAUUGGCUCGCUCUUGGUGAUGAUGGCGUGCGGGCUGCCCAUGUGGAAGGUGACGGCUUUCAUCGAGGCCAACAUCGUAGUGGCUCAGACCAUCUGGGACGGUUUAUGGAUGACGUGCGUGGUGCAGAGUACUGGACAGAUGCAGUGCAAGGUGCACGACUCCGUCCUCUCGCUCAGCCACGACCUGCAGGCGGCCAGAGCGCUCACCGUCAUCGCCUCCGUGAUGGGAGUGCUGGGUCUCAUGGUGGUGAUAGCCGGGGCGCAGUGCACCAACUGCAUCCGCAACGAGAGCAUCAAAGCGCGGGUGGUGAACGCCGGGGGUGCCAUCUACAUCAUCAGCGGUCUGUUCGUGCUGGUGCCCAUCUGCUGGAUGGCCAACAACAUCAUAACGGACUUCUACAACCCGCAGCUGCUGCCGUCGCAGAAGAGGGAAAUCGGCGCGGCGCUCUACAUCGGCUGGGCCGCCGUGGCGCUGCUCCUGAUCGGAGGCUCGCUGCUGUGCUGCUCCUGUCCGUCCGGCGGCAGCUCGGGAUACUCGGUAAAAUACGCACCGACCAAGAGAGCCGCGCAGAACGGAGACUAUGACAAGAGGAAUUAUGUGUAGCUGUGGCGCGCAGCAGCCGUGCGUAAAAACAACAUGCAGCUUUUUGGAAAACUCUUUUUAACGGACUCUCUUUUUGAACUUGAAACUUUUUAUCGUUUUUUAACUUUGAAAUCAAAGGAAGCUGUUUUUCUUUUGCAAAGUUUUUAUAAUUCCACACAUUCAAGAGUCCUUUUUUGAGAGAUAAACAAAAGACUUAAAAACAACUAUCAUAAAAGCUCAUUCUGAAAUGUUUGUGUUGUUUUAGCUCAAUUUUUAUGUACAGAUCUGUGUUAGCUUUCCUUUUUUUAAAAUAUGCACUGUCAGCAAUUUGUACUGUAACUGAGUUAUGCGCUCCCACCUACCAUAAAAUAGAAGGAGCAAACACACAGUUCUUGAUAAAUCCCGGACAGAUAUUCUUUGUAGAUUAGAAUAUUUCAGUUUGAUGUCUUUUUGUUUUUUGUUUUUGCACAUUCAGAUGCAGAGUCUGGUUUGGACAAUGAACACAAAGCGCACCUGCAACGUUUUUCAUUUUCCGUGCAGAAGUGCUUUACUUUUCCUCGGAAAAAACUUUGUUUUCUGCUGUUGAUGUAAUAAUUUCACAUACUUGUAUAAGAAGAUGAAAUGGUGUUUGUUUCUAUUAAGAUUAAACUGAAUAUAUUGUCUAAAGUA